Messenger RNA from Cetraspora pellucida, 414 nucleotides. Lineage: Eukaryota; Fungi; Glomeromycota; Glomeromycetes; Diversisporales; Gigasporaceae. The record is from the annotation of a GenBank genome assembly.
AUGAGCUUAAUAGCAGAAGAAGAAAUUAAACAACAACCUGAUCGUACUGAGCUUUUCGAUAAGAACAAUAAAGAUUGUAUUAAAGUAGGCGAUGUAGUCAUGGUAGAAUCAUACAUAAAUAAAGGAAGCGAUGCAGUUUCCGCAUUCGCCGGCGUUUGUAUCUCAAUUCGAAGACAAGGAAUUGAUACAAAUUUGACUUUACGUAAUAUAAUCUUGAAAGUUGGAGUUGAACAAAGAUUUUCUAUAUAUUCACCAAUGAUCAAAAAUAUUAAAAUUUUACAAAGAGGUGAAGGAUUUAGACGAGCAAAGUUAUUCUAUUUAAGAGAACAACCUGGUAAAGCAUUCCAGAUUGGAGGAUUGGUGAAGCAAGAAACAGUAAAAAGAUUAGCAGCUGCUUCUAAAAAUAAAAAAUAA